This is a messenger RNA of Talaromyces stipitatus ATCC 10500, 906 nucleotides long. RefSeq lists its product as uncharacterized. The transcript is spliced from 3 exons. The record is from RefSeq and is a predicted model, not a curated record. NCBI's taxonomy places the organism in Eukaryota, Fungi, Ascomycota, Eurotiomycetes, Eurotiales, Trichocomaceae. The coding region runs from base 1 to 906 and encodes 301 amino acids.
AUGAACGCCGAUAAAAAUGCAAACCCAAGCGGUGACCCUCAUCCGUGUAUUGAGGGUGGAAAGGGAGAAAAAAGGUCAAAGGGAAGCGGCAAAUGCAGCCACACCAGCAAGCAUAGCAUACAUUACAACGCCUACACGAUGUUGGCUGUUGGGUUACUGGCCGCUUCGGCUGCUGAGCCUGUUGCAACGACGACUGUGGUGGCGGUCACGGUGCUCAAGCUGCCGUUGGGAAGGGUGGUGGUGUGCUUGUAUGUCGUUGUAAAUGAGGUUGACCUAGUGGAUGUGCUUGUCGCAGAUGAGAAUGUCGUUGACGGUGCGGAUGUGACGGAAGAAGUGGAUGAAGUAGUUGUUGAGGUUGAGGUUGAGGUUGAUGAGGAUGAGGAUGAGGAUGAGGAUGAGGAUGAGGAUGAGGAUGAGGAUGAAAGAGGCGCUGAAGUUGGCGCUGCUGUUGAUGUUGCCGAGGUCUCAGAUGGAACUGAGGUUGCUGAGGGAGCAGUCGAGGUGGGUGGGACGCUGGUAGGUGGCAAUGAAGUUGAGGUUGAGGUGGUAGUCACAGUAGGUAGAAGAGAUGUUGAAGUUCCGGUGCUAGGUAAUGCUGUUGUUGGUGGUUCAGAUGUUGUUGGAGGAUCUGACGUAGUUACCGCAGUUGUGGGAGGAUCUACAGAAGUCGAUGACACGAUAAGAGAGGAUGAUGAUGAUGAUGAUGAUGAAGAGGAAGAAGAAGAGGAGGAGGAGGAGGAAGAAGAGGAAGAAGAGGAAGAGGAAGAGGAAGAAGAAGAGAAAAGAAAAAUAGAAAUAGUUGAUAAGUUGAAAGCUGAUGCGAUUGCACGGGAAGCCGAACCGGAUUUGAGGUGGGCCUGGUCCACCUUCUACUGUCGACUUGAAGGUGCUGACAUGAUCGAUUAG